This is a messenger RNA of Triticum dicoccoides, 1506 nucleotides long. Its product is annotated as BTB/POZ and MATH domain-containing protein 1-like. The record is from RefSeq and is a predicted model, not a curated record. Bases 227 to 1282 code for a protein of 351 amino acids. The transcript has 2 exons. Gene Ontology annotation, biological process: protein ubiquitination. NCBI's taxonomy places the organism in Eukaryota, Viridiplantae, Streptophyta, Magnoliopsida, Poales, Poaceae. Gene Ontology annotation, molecular function: protein binding.
AUCCUCCUCACUCGCCAUUCGCCACCUCCACCUCUCUUCUCCUCCCACGCCGCCGACCGCGGGUCCGGCUCGUCGGGCCCCCGAAAUCCGGCCAGAUCCGCCUCAGCGGACGCCGGCAGGCCAGCCGGUCCGCCUCGCCGACGCCGGGACACCAGCCCUAGUCUUCAUCCGUCGGCGCUCGCGGUAGGGUCCUCAUAUCCAGCCUCCAGCGACGCCGACCUUCGCCAUGGAGAACGCCUGCAUAAACUUCACCGCCGUCGCGCGCUCGGCGCGGAUGCUCAAGAUCGACGGCUUCAGCCUGACCGAGAGCAUGGACCACGACGACUGCGUCAGAUCCAGGUGGACCUUCGACGGGUACGAGUGGGAGGUCCGCGUCUACCCCGCGAUGACCAGCUCUGCCGGCGGCGGCGGCGGCGCGUACGUGGUGCUGGAGGUCGCCUUCCUCAGCAAGCCCCGCAGGGGCAGCGUGAGGGCCGCCAUAGGCUGCCGGCUGGUCGACCCGAGAGGGAUACUCAAACCGUCCAAUGAAAUCAGUAUCUCAAAGGUGUUCAGUCGCCCGCAGGAAUGCUCGACCAAGGCGGCGGUCGUCGGGCGGCGCGCGCUGGCGGCAUCGGCGUUUCUCCGGGGCGAUUCCUUCACUAUGGAAUGCACCAUUGAGGUUCUCAAGGAGCUGCCUGACACGGUGACGGACCCUGUCCAAGAGGUGCCGGUGCCAUCCUCAAACUUGAGUCGACACCUGGCUCUACUCCUGCAGAGCGAGGCCGGAGCGGAUGUCACGUUCCUCGUGUCUGGCGAGUCCUUUGCUGCGCAUAAGAGCAUACUGGCCGCGAGGUCUCCGGUUUUCAUGGCCCAGUUCUUUGGAGACAUGAAGGAGAAAUGCUCGCAGAGUGUGGUGAUCGAGGACAUGGAGGCUGCGGUGUUCAAGGCCCUGCUUCACUAUAUCUACACUGAUACUGUGUCUGAAUUCGACGAGAAGGGUGAGGAGGUGACAAUGUUAGCUCAGCACUUGCUUGCAGCUGCUGACAGAUACGGGCUGGACAGGCUCAAGCUGAUCUGCGAAGGCAAGCUCUCUGAUGGCAUCAAUGUUGACACUGCAGCGACGUCUCUGGCUCUAGCCGAGCAGCACAACUGUCCACGGCUCAAGGCGAAGUGCGUUCAGUUCAUCAUUAGAAAUCGUGAAGUUCUUGAUGCUGUGUUGGCGACGGAGGGGUACAAGUACCUGGCGGCAAGCUGCCCUUCAGUGUUGGCUGACCUUCUCAAGUCGAGCCUGCGCGUGGGAUGAAGAGCUGAUGCAUAGUUGGGUGCUACCAGAGGUCCAAAUUUCAGUGAUGCAUAAUCUCUGUUUGUGCUUGUCUAGUUACCUUGCGUCGCUUCUUAAUGUUGAAUCUAAAUCAGGUAGGUUAGUCUCUGCUUGUGCCUAUUAUGCAUGAAUGUAUUAUUGUAACUUGUUUAUGUGCAACCUGUUGUGAUGUAAUUUAGUUUAAAUGGUCCACGAUUUGGUAUCUA